Molecule: messenger RNA, 2123 nt
Organism: Calliphora vicina (urban bluebottle blowfly)
Lineage: Eukaryota; Metazoa; Arthropoda; Insecta; Diptera; Calliphoridae
Product: AF4/FMR2 family member lilli
Exons: 6
Coding region: 122-2077 (651 amino acids)
Source: RefSeq, a predicted model, not a curated record
UUUAUCCUCUGAAACGUUAUUAAAAAAAUUAUUCAAAAUUCCGAAAAAUCCGAGAAAAACCCCCAAAACAUCGACACGUACAGCGUCGUCAAUAGCUGGAGGCGGUGGUGGCAGCAGUAAAAUGGCUUCAAAAAGAAAAGCCUCUGUGCUUUUGCAUAAGCCAGCCAGCCAGGAUGGCUCAAAUGAAAUCAUACCGCCAACCAUACCCACGCCCAGCGAAACCACCAACUCAUCCGAUACCAAUACGGAACCGGAUGCCUAUGCUGGUCUCAUGAAAGAUGCCGACAAACUGAAACUCAUGCUGUUGGCCUGGAACUAUCAAAAUUCCAAUGCGGUACGCAAUGGAACCGAGGGACCCGAUUUGGGAGUUGUAGGUGGCCUAUGGGCCCAAUAUCAAAAUGCUUUGGCACAAAGUGCAGCAGCCUCCAGUAAUAAAUUAGAUGCGUCGCUGUCACCCGUGCCCAGAGACACAAAUCCCUCGCCCAUGGAAACUCAGGACGAGACAAAUUCAUCGGGCCAGAAAGAAGAGGAUGAGGGUUCAGAGGAUGAUUCGGAUGAUAAAAUCGAUGAGAAAUUAUCGAAUACCCAUGACCCGGAAAGAUUAAAGGCUUUUAAUAUGUUUGUGCGUUUAUUUGUGGACGAAAAUUUAGAUCGCAUAGUACCCAUUUCCAAACAGCCCAAGGAGAAAAUCCAAGCCAUUAUAGACUCGUGUGCCCGUCAAUUUCCCGAAUUUAGUGAUCGCUCUCGCAAACGUAUACGCACAUAUUUAAAGUCUUGCCGACGCAAUAAGAAAACCAGAGAUGGCUGGGAAAAUACGACCCGCCCCACACCAGCCCAUCUGACAUCUGUACAAGCCGAACAAAUCCUGGCCAUUGCUUGCGAGAACGAAUCCCUUAAUGCCAAACGCAUGCGCAUUGGCUUAGAACCCAUCACCCAUGCCAUACCCGCUCCUGGUUCAGCGGUAGCAGCUGCUGCCGCCGCUGCUGCUGCAGCAGCCGCCGCCGUAGCGGCCACAACUAGUUCGGCCGCCUCUAUUGGAGGCGCCAGCACUUCGUCCACCGUUACUUCAGCCUCUGCCAAUGAUGGCUCUAACGCCGCCACUUCUGCUGCUUUACCUUUUGCCACCGGCACGGCUUUUGCCCGUUCCACACCCAAUUCAGAGACUGCCGAACCGUUGUCUUUGACACCGGCCGCUGCAGUUGCUGCUGCUGCCGCCGCUGCGGUGGCCGCCUCCUCUAGUGCCGGCAGUGGUGGCAUCAAUUCGAAUCGCAGUUCUCCCUUAGCUUUAAGUUCGAAUGCCAGUGCUUCGGGUAUGGAAAUUAAACCGUUGGCCACGGUGUUGGCCAAUGGCAAUAGUGGCGCCAAUGGCACGGCUGCGGGUUUAACUGGUAUGCCGGCCACAAGUCCUCUCUAUAGACCAACCGAUUUUACAUCGCCCAGUGCCGCCUCACCAUUUGUGGCAGCGGCGGCGGCUGCUGUGGCGGGUCGUACGCCAACAUAUCCAACCUAUUUUCCGGGUGUUGGCACUUUAGGAAAUGUUACACCUACCGACCUUUCCAUGAAGCCUUCCUCCUCCACCAUCAACACACCCAUCACCUCAACCACCGUCAGCAAUUUGAAUACCAACAACAACAAUGGCAACAAUAUUAACACCCUGGCAGCCCUAAAUCAACUGCAAGUCAAUACAAAUCUAAACAAUGGCAAUGUGAACAAUAAUAAUGUACUGGCCACAGCCACCCAACAGCUACAACAAUUGCAGCAGCAGGCCCAACAGCAGCAGCAGCAGCAACAACAACAACAGCAGCAACAACAGCAACAGCAGCAACAACAACAACAGCAGCAACAGCAACAACAGCAGCAGCAACAACAACAGCAACUGCAACAGCCCAUUUUAGCCAAUUUAAGUAACAACAACAUGGACAUGAAUGCUGUGCGAGCACCACCCUUGUUGCCCCACAAAUUGAGUCCCAAUGAAAUAACGGCUGCGCGCCAAGUGAUCUCGGCCUAUCGAGAAAGUGCUGCUUUCCUGCUGCGCACUGCAGACCAAGUAGAGCAACUGCUGGUGCAGCAACAGUAAGUGUGGGUUUUAUCCAAGUGGAUGGAGGAGGUCUGGCUCAUGAAUA